AUGCGCCAAAGAAUCACCUUCCUCCAGAAGCCGGAGGACUCAUUAGAUCCUAGGGCACUCAAGAUUACAACCAAUGCGAUCUCAACACCAGCACUCAAGGCUGCGAGGGAAGACCGCUUGACACUAGGGUUUGAUGAGCUCCCUCAAGAGCUCUACCGUGUUUUGAAAGCAACCCGUGAGCUACAUAUAAGGUGGACCAGUGUAGACGGAUAUGGGUCCAUUCCUCCGUUUGUGUCGAGGCUUUCACCCGGCCUACAUGUACUCUACACACCGCUAAAGAACAGUAGUAACUCCCUACUAUGUCCUACGUUAAAGAAAGUGUUUGGGGAUCUUGAUUGUAUAUCACCAGAGCAAUCUUUCACAAACGUUUCCGUCGAGCAGCUGGCCCUGCCUGUAACAACUGAAUACCACGCGCCGCUUUCGAACCUCAACGAUCUGGUGGAAUAUAUUACUCAUAAGCUCUGUAAACGCAAAGAUGAAGAAGAAUGCCUAUCCCGUGUUUCGAACCUCCAGUCGGCGUCCUCUCUUGAGAUAGACUUUGACACCAGCUCCCACGACCUCACACUCACAGCAUUCUGGCCUUCGCGCAUCUGGAAUCUCAACCUCUCAAAAGCAUCACCGGAGCAGCGCCUAGAGGUGGGAAUUCUCUCGGUUGAAACCCCAAAUGAACCAGAAGAGUUAUCACUAGGCGGGUUUCUUACGGUGAUCGGCGAACACACCAAGCCCUCCCCAACGUUAUUCUCGUUCCCAUCCCGCCACCAUUCAACCACCCAAUCAUUCUCGUCGUCCUUCCUCCAACCAACUGGCCUUCACCCUACACUAUCAUUAAAUAUAUCCUCCAGCGCUCUGCCAAUAGAAGACCGCGCCUGCUCCCUCCACGCCCACCUCACGCUUCCCCGCGCCAUAUUUGCCGAUAAAUACCAACUCUCAGACCCGCUCUUCCUCAAUUCCAAGAACCUAUCCGCACUACGUUAUAUCACAUCACCCGUAGACCUUGAGGCUCCCGCCUACGCCAUGUCCGUUUGGGGCUCGUCCCUCCUCCUUGAACUCUCUCCUCCAACCCAGAAAUCUACUAGCGGGAUACCAUGGACCGCUCAAAUCCCCUUGCACCUCCGCUAUUUGCUGCCCAACACAAACCACUCCGGGCUAGCAGCCUUAGAUGUACCGUAUCCAGUGCUGUUCUGGGCGUGCACCGCGGACGAGGGGACUAAAUUUUCGGGCAAUCCGUUCGAUAGAGAAAAUCUGGGUUAUGAUGGACAUUUUGGGAAGAGAACAAUGUUUUAUCAUGUUGCACCGAGUGCAGGUGGGACUGGAAAUGGUGGAAGCUUGAUCAAUACUUUAGAUGUGCCUGUUUUGGAUUUGGGAAAGAGUAGCUGGGUGGAAACUGGAACAGCGGCAGCGGUGCUACUGGGGUUUUUGUGGGUGGUGUGGUGUUUGGUGAAGGUUUUGAGGACGGAGGGAUAUGGUAGUCGGCGAGGGGCUCUGGUAGCGGAAAAGAAAAAAUUGUGA
Messenger RNA from Venustampulla echinocandica, 1509 nucleotides. RefSeq lists its product as uncharacterized. Gene Ontology annotation, cellular component: glycosylphosphatidylinositol-mannosyltransferase I complex; endoplasmic reticulum membrane. The coding region runs from base 1 to 1509 and encodes 502 amino acids. NCBI's taxonomy places the organism in Eukaryota, Fungi, Ascomycota, Leotiomycetes, Helotiales, Pleuroascaceae. Gene Ontology annotation, molecular function: mannosyltransferase activity. The transcript has 3 exons. Gene Ontology annotation, biological process: protein processing; GPI anchor biosynthetic process. The record is from RefSeq and is a predicted model, not a curated record.